This is a messenger RNA of Camelina sativa (false flax), 2000 nucleotides long. Its product is annotated as E3 ubiquitin-protein ligase RSL1-like. NCBI's taxonomy places the organism in Eukaryota, Viridiplantae, Streptophyta, Magnoliopsida, Brassicales, Brassicaceae. The record is from RefSeq and is a predicted model, not a curated record. Gene Ontology annotation, biological process: protein ubiquitination. Gene Ontology annotation, molecular function: nucleic acid binding; RNA-DNA hybrid ribonuclease activity; ubiquitin-protein transferase activity.
CUACGAUCACAAUCUAUGAAAGAUUCUUUCACAACUUUGCAAUCUCCGCUUGGAUCCAACUCUCUUCUUAUUCUUUCACAACUUUGCAAUCUCCGCUUGGAUCCAACUCUCUUCCUCUAUAUAUAUGGAAUAACAUUUCAUUGAGAAAAUUUGGAGGCUAAACAAUCAUGGAAAGACGUGAUUUAGAUUCUUCGAUUUCUAAAAAAACGACGGAUAGAUUCUACGAUAACAAAAAAUAUCCCAAACCUUAUGGGCGAGGGUAGUUCUAAGGUCGGCGAAUCUAUCUGUACGACAAACAAAUUUGCUGAUAGUACAGUUUACAGAUUGUACUUCAAAGGUUUGGUGAGUGAUAAAAUGACGACAUAUAAUGAAAAGAUGGUAUUUGCUGCUAUUGGCGUUGCGAUUUGCGAUGAUGUGGAUAAUUUGCUGUAUGAAAUGAAGGAAUCUGUUGACGCCACCAAGAUUCUCAGCCGAGUAGAGAUUCUAGGAGCGAUUUGUGGCAUAAAUCACACAAUUCAAUUGGGGAUAAAAAAUGUGGUGAUUUAUUGUGAUGACCAUCGAAUUUACCAAUUGAUAAAUGGUAGAGGGGAUCCUUCUACGCAAAUGAUGGAGGAUCUCGUUGGAGAAUUCAUACACUAUAAAGAGAAACUGGCUUCAAGUGAGAUUGUCUUAGUUGCACCAAAUGAUGUUAAGUUUGCUUAUAGACUUGCAAGAGAUGUGAUAGCUUCUCAAAUCAACAGCAACACUGAUGUGGAGGCAACACAGGGAGUAGUAACUUGUCCCAUUUGUUAUGACGAUGCUGACGACCACAUGUUAUUUACUAACAACUGUGGUCACCGUCACUGCUUUACCUGUGUGAAAAGGUAUGUGGAAGUGAAGCUGCUCAGCGGAGUCUUUCCAACAUGCCUUGAGCAUGGAUGCAUGUCUAAGCUCACCCUUGGAAGCUGGCUCAUGCUUUUCAAACCAAAGCUGAAGGGGCUGUGGAAACAAAGGAUGAAAGAAGACUUGAUUCCCGCUGUAGAAAGAAUCUGUUGCCCAUACCCAAGCUGCUCAACGGUGAUGUCCAGAGCCAAUCUUGUUCCCAUUCAAGGCCACCCGUUCAAUGUCCGUGCUUGUGUUAAAUGCUCUGGACUCUUUUGCAUUGAUUGCAAAGUACCAUCUCAUUCUGGUUUGUCAUGUGCUGAUUACAAGAACCUUCCCCGUGAAACUCUUGUUAAUGAGAUGAAGCUCACGUCUCUAGCAAAGGAGAAUAUGUGGCGUCAAUGUGUCAAGUGCAGGCUCUUUAUUGAACGCGUUGGGGGCUGCAUACAAAUCAAGUGCAAAUGUCAUUAUGAGUUUUGCUACGAUUGUGGGGUCGAAUGGAUGGAUUUUCAACGAGAAUGCCCUUCUGGUUGCGUAGAUGACUAUGAUGAUUAUGAUGUUGAUGAAGAAGAUGAUGAUAAUGAUGAUGAUGAUGAAGAUGAUGAUGAUGAUGAUGAUGAUGGCGAUGACGGUGGUGAGCCUGAUGACGGAGAUGUUGACUUCGAAGAGUUUGCUGUUUACCAAAUCUAUUAGGCUAUUUACCUUGAUAUGUCAAAUGAGCAGAAAGAUAAGAGCAACUGGAUUUGCUCUGAUCAUUUCUGAAGUAAACUGAAUUGCUCUGUUUUCUUUUUCUUUUGCUAUUGGAAGAGGGCAAAGAUGAUUUUGGUGAUGAAAGUAUAGAUGGAAGGGAGAAGAUCUCGAAGAGACAGACCUUUUUUUUUUUUAGUUUUUUAAUUAUAAUAAUAUAUUUAAGUGUUAAAAAAAACACAAGAUAUCUGGGAUCGGCGGAUACGGAUCUGGAAACUAAUUUAAUAAAUCCGCCGGAUACAGAUCCAUAUCUGGAUACCUCCGAAAAACCCGGAUAUCCAGAUCCAUCUUAGGCCUACUAACCAAUUCUGGCUGAUUGAUUAACCAAUGAUAUUGAUACUCUCUGCUUCCAUGUCUUAGUGGAUCGUUAAUCAAGUAUUUAGGUGUUGGUA